AUGAACUUUGUCAAGAUUUUGUGGAUUGGACUUUCGUACCUCGUGGCUAUCUGGACUAUCUGUGUGGCAGUGCCGCUUCUAAGUCAUGAAGGUUUGUGGUACUGUUCUGUCAGAUAUGACCUGUUUACAAGGAACGUUGCCUCCGCCUUAGCGAUGAAUCACGCUCAAUUCAAUUCAGAGACGCGUUUGAUGUCAACAAGUUUUUGAUUCGAUUCAUUGCAAAGGGCAGGGCUAGACUUAAAUUUGUUAUCUUCAUGCUUAAUUAGCCUCUAGGCAGUAGCUAACUGUGAAUCUGUCUGGCAUGUCAAAGAGAAUUAAAUUAGUGAUUGAAAGAAGCGAUUACUCAAUCCUGUUCUAAAUGUCGUUUCACUUAAAGGUCCAGCUUAAAGAUAAAUAUAGAAAGGCAUUCUGUCCCAUGCAAGUGUUGCAUAAAAAAACAGAGUUUUCAAACUUUAGACGGUGUGUCUGUGUCUGAUUCAUCAAAAACCUCUUCCUGUGUCUCUUUCUGUACGUUUUGUACUAAAUUGUCUACUAAAGAUCACAACAAGGCAUCCAUGAGACACGCGUCCCUUUGCAAAAGUUAAUCCCCUGCUAGAUGCUUGACUUAGUUAUACCACAGCUUUAAUGAAUCCUAUAUAACUACAAAAUUUUAUUCUCAUGUUGACAACGAAUGUAUAUGCAAUUGAUUAUAUUUAAAAAGCAUUCGAUUGCUUGUAUCUAAAUUUCCAGCGCAAUGUGCUCUGUUCCAAACCGGUUUCGUUGGACUAAAUCGAUCAAAAUGCAUGCUGUAUUCUGUAGAUACUGUCGUGGCAACAUAAAUUGAGCAAAAUCCUACCUAAUCGUACUGAAAACGAAGUUUUGUCUGAAUUUUUUUUUUAUUAACCUAUGGGAUGUUUUAAUUUGCUUUCUUUAUUUCUGAAAAAAAGUCUGUCUAAAAUCCCCAAGGGUAGCUACCUGCAUUGAAGCAGUCAGCAGUCUGAAUAUUUUUGCACUAUACUUAUACCGUUUAUGGAUCCUUUAUAUUUUUUCGAAUAUAUCAAUAAAAGUAUCAAAUAUGAAAAAAAAAAUGUUUUCACAUUGUACAGUACGCCGUGAGAAAUGUUUUUUAAACUCGAAGUAACAGUAAACUAACUAGACCGCUUGUGUCAUAUCACAGGGCCGAUUCAAGAGCGGAUCACCUCCCAUCGCCAGUUUUCAUUUUGAUGUGAAAUCGUAUUUAACUUCUUUUCGAGACAUAAUUCACUUUUGACUAGAAAUCCUUUUUCGUUGGUGUUCAAAGUUUCUGAGUUUUACAGUAAUGUUUUGGUCAUAUGAUGUAUAUUCAUCUACAGAUGAUGACUUUAGAACAAUUCCCCUUAUCAGGCCUCAAGGCGUGCUGAAUCCAAAGCUGAAGACAGAGGUGCGGCGAUUAAUGGUGGGUUGGUUAUAGUUACUACAGAUGUAAACAUUGUUAGUCAAAUUUUGUCACCACUGAAUUUUUUCAUUUUGUUCCUUUGCAUGGGACUCUAAAGCCACCAGCCGCCGAGUAUGAUGGAAUCCAAACUCCUCUUCAUUAAACUUUCAGGGCUAUUGUAAUUACUAAAAGUUAUGAAAACAUACCACCACAGAGAAAGUGUUUUGUCGUCUGACAAAUAAUGUAACCAUAACUCUUUUUUUUUUUUUUUACAAAAUUACGAUCAACUUUCAAAAAGAUGAAAUAAGAUAAAGUAAUUUAGCUUAAAUAUGUCGCUACCUCUGGCUGUGAUCCUGAGGCAGAAAAGAGAUAUAUUUAUUUGUUUAUUAAUUAAAUACUUGCUUUUCUUUGGGCUGAUAUAUAUGAUCCCAUCUUGUUUCAAAGAUUACUGUGCAGAAGCGUCAACAAUAGAACACCUGUUCGAGAAGAAAGCCGAGGUAAAUUGCCUCUUAGGUUUUGCUAUAUAAUUUAGUAGCCGCCUCUGAAGCAAAACAACAUGGUGUGUAUAUAGUACUUCAGUGGAGAGACAAUAUAUUUUAUAAAUUGUUAAAUAUCUGAUAUCUCUCAGAUUUAUCUAUUUAUUUUUGAAGCAACUGCAUCGCAAGACACUUUGAACAGGAUCUAUUGAGCACGAAACGAAUUUAAUUUGUUUAAAGCGAAAAAAAAUAUUAAAACUGAUGAAAUGAAGAAACGGUAAAACGGACAACAAACGUUUGUUCGUAUAGACGUCAGGAAGUCCCAACUUCAGGUGUCUCACAGGAAUCAAUACUGGGUCCCCUCAUCUUUACAUAUACGUGGCAGACCAGCAAGAGACCCCCCAAUGUCCGUCUCACAAAUAUGCAGAUGAUACAACCUUCUUUCUGUAUCGAUUCUCUUAAUUAAGGGUGUAACUUGGAUGAUUGUGCUUCGGAAUUCUCUCCUUGAGGGCUAUUUGGCUGAUUACAAUUAUACUCUUAACGCGUCGAAGCCUAAGUGGAUGUUACUAUCUACAAAGCACAUGUCUCGAUUGCAUAGUUUGGAAUACAUCCCAUAAAAGAGUGUUUUUCAGUUAUUCUGCAAAACAAGUUGUACGGUUUUUUGCCAGUUUAUUUUUACGCCGAUACAAUGCUUACAAGAUUUUAAGGAGAGUCUGGACCCUCUUGACUGUCCUGGCAAAAGCCCCCUGCUAAACGCUGAGUACGGCUUCCAGCGUCGGUAAUUUUGCUUGAUAUUUUUGCGUGGAAGAGUAACAAAAAAAACAUAAAAGAAAUGUUAAUGUAUCUGAAAGCUUUGUACUUUUCCUUUUGAACAGUGUUACAAUGGAAAUCUGACAAGCUCACAAAGUGGCUAUACAAUUCCCUAA
Molecule: messenger RNA, 2795 nt
Organism: Porites evermanni
Lineage: Eukaryota; Metazoa; Cnidaria; Anthozoa; Scleractinia; Poritidae
Source: the annotation of a GenBank genome assembly